AUGGUGAAGAUGGUGCUUGAAGAAAGAUAUUUGCUGCAAAAUCUGGUUAGCGUCAUAGAUACUGUGGUCAUGUACGAGAGAGUGCAGGGAGGAUUCUUACGAAGGAAGCGAAGAAUGAAGAAGGCUUUUGUAUCCCGUGUAACGCAGUGUGACGUGACUGCACAACAGGAGAGGAUGGCUUUUACCCAUGUGUUCACCUUCGGCCCAACGUUUCGAGCGGAAAACUCACAGAGUCGCCGGCACCUGGCAGAGUUCUAUAUGGUGGAGGCCGAGCUGUCCUUCACUGAAAGCCUUCAAGACAUCAUGCAGGUUAUGGAAGAUCUUUUCAAGACAGCAACAAGCACUGUGCUCUCCAAAUGUCCCCGUGAUGUUGAGCUUUUUCAUAAAUACGUAGCUCCUGCCCAGAAGGACAGAUUGGAACACAUACUGAAGAACAAAUUUGUGAUAAUUUCCUACAAUGAAGCAGUGGAAAUUUUGAAGCAAGCUUCUCAGGCUUUCACUUUCAAGCCAGAGUGGGGCUGUGACCUCCAAACGGAACACGAAAAGUACCUGGUGAAGCACUGCGGUGAGGUUCCCGUGUUCGUGAUUAACUACCCAUACGACCUCAAACCUUUCUACAUGCGGGACAAUGAAGAUGGACCUCAACACACGGUUGCAGCUGUUGAUCUCCUCGUACCAGGAAUAGGGGAGUUGUGUGGAGGCAGCUUGAGAGAGGAGCGACUGCCCUUCCUCGAAUCGCGCCUACAGAGAUUAGGACUCACAGAUAUCUACCAAUGGUAUCUAGACCUCCGAAAAUUCGGUUCGGUUCCUCAUGGAGGCUUCGGAAUGGGGUUUGAACGCUACCUGCAGUACAUCCUGGGAGUUGACAAUAUCAAAGAUGUUAUUCCUUUCCCCAGGUUUUCUCACUCCUGUCUCCUGUAGCUCAGCUGUUGACUCACUGCUGGUGUGACUAUAUGUAUAUAACAUACUAGGAUAUGGCUAAGUGUGUUUUAGUAGGAAAUAAAGAUAUUUUUUGUAUCAGUGAAACUCUCUGUAAAUUUAAUACCGGCUUAUUGAAAAUAAUAUAUGUUCUGGUGAGAUUACGGAAGCACACGGGCAGUUAAUUUGAUAGCAGUUCAUGUCUUCAGUGGGCUUCAGGAGUAUUAAUAAAUCCCACUUAACUAAAGGGUUAAGAUUCUCGUGAGACUAGUACAAGCCCUGGAAGUACUGAAUAAGUGGUGUUGGGAGGUAGUGGGGAUUUUGUGUGAAAUAUUAAUAAGGAGGUGUGACCUAAAACGGACCGGGAGCCAGGACUGCUGUGAGG
This is a messenger RNA of Tauraco erythrolophus (red-crested turaco), 1303 nucleotides long. NCBI's taxonomy places the organism in Eukaryota, Metazoa, Chordata, Aves, Musophagiformes, Musophagidae. The record is from RefSeq and is a predicted model, not a curated record.